Molecule: messenger RNA, 942 nt
Organism: Erinaceus europaeus (western European hedgehog)
Lineage: Eukaryota; Metazoa; Chordata; Mammalia; Eulipotyphla; Erinaceidae
Product: olfactory receptor 8D1-like
Exons: 1
Coding region: 1-942 (313 amino acids)
Biological process (GO): G protein-coupled receptor signaling pathway; sensory perception of smell
Cellular component (GO): membrane
Molecular function (GO): G protein-coupled receptor activity; odorant binding; olfactory receptor activity
Source: RefSeq, a predicted model, not a curated record
AUGGGUACAGGAAAUGAUUCUUUGGUAACAGAAUUCAUCCUUGAAGGCUUAACAGACAAGCCAGGUCUCCAGCUCCCCCUGUUUUUUCUUUUUCUAUUCAUCUACAUGACCUCCAUGGUGGGAAACAUGGGCUUAAUCCUUUUAAUCAGGAUCAGCCCUCAGCUCCACACGCCUAUGUAUUACUUUCUCAGUAACUUAUCCUUCAUAGAUCUCUGCUACUCCUCUGUCAUAAUUCCCAAGAUGCUGGUAAACUUCGUGUCUGAGAAAAAUUUUACUCCUUUUCCUGAGUGCGUGACCCAACUCUUUUUCUUCUGCUUCUUUGGUAUCGAUGACUCCUACAUGCUGACAGCUAUGGCUUAUGACCGUUAUGCUGCUAUCUGUAACCCUUUGCUCUAUAAUGUCACCAUGUCCCCCAGAGUCUGUUUAAUAUUGGUUACAACUGUGUAUAUAGUGGGGGCAUUUGGUGCCUCAGUUCAUACCAGCUACAUAUCUAGUCGGUCCUUCUGUGGAACUCAAGUCAUCCAUCAUUAUUUCUGUGACAUCCUUCCACUUCUGAACAUAUCUUGUGCUAGAGAUUACACCAAGGAGCUUAUGGUGAUGAUUUUGGUUUCAUUCAAUGUAUUUGCAUGUGCAAUAGCCAUCUUCAUCUCUUAUGCCUUCAUUCUUUCCAGCAUCUUGCACAUCCACUCUGCUGAAGGCAGGUCCAAAGCUGUCAGUACCUGCAGCUCCCAUCUUGUAGCUGUUGGAGUUUUCUAUGGCUCCAUCAUCUUCAUGUAUUUUAAACCAUCUACUAGUGAUACCACACAGGAGAAGAUGGCCUCUGUGUUUUAUACUACAGUGAUUCCCAUGCUUAAUCCUCUCAUCUAUAGCCUUAGAAACAAGGAUGUCAAAGACUCUAUAAAGAAAGCUCUGAAUGGUAGGAUACUUUCCAAGUCUGUGUAA